Messenger RNA from Aspergillus udagawae, 303 nucleotides. RefSeq lists its product as uncharacterized. The record is from RefSeq and is a predicted model, not a curated record. NCBI's taxonomy places the organism in Eukaryota, Fungi, Ascomycota, Eurotiomycetes, Eurotiales, Aspergillaceae. The coding region runs from base 1 to 303 and encodes 100 amino acids. The transcript has a single exon.
AUGCAUGCCAGCAAGGUCAAUUUUGACCCGCAUUUGCCCCACACUAAUGAGGCCUUCACCAGAUAUGCCUUACCCGUCAAACGCAAUCAACGAGCAGAUCGCCAACAUCAGCCGACAUUGGGAGUAUUUCAAAAGACACGAGAGCUCCUACCUCUCAUGGAGGUUCUUGAAGCCAAAGAUUCAAGGCGUGAAGAGCGGGUGACCCUUGUCAGAAUGUACAAGCGACUAGCCCAUGCUGGUGGAAAUGCCGCCAUAUCAGUAGCAGUCAUUUCAGCGUCGAUUCCACAGGUUCUCAUGUCCUAG